Messenger RNA from Hevea brasiliensis (rubber tree), 1609 nucleotides. RefSeq names its product probable membrane-associated kinase regulator 1. The coding region runs from base 168 to 1439 and encodes 423 amino acids. Lineage: Eukaryota; Viridiplantae; Streptophyta; Magnoliopsida; Malpighiales; Euphorbiaceae. The record is from RefSeq and is a predicted model, not a curated record. The transcript has 2 exons.
UCUCUGUGAUGGUGUGACACUAUCAUAUGAGUUCAAUUCCAUGUUUGCAAGAAAACCCACAAAAUAAAAAGUGUUACUGUUGUGUACAAUUUUUUUUUUUUCUGCAUGCUAAAAUCUGUCACUGUCUGGCUAUUCCAAGCCUCGCUUGAGCACCUUCCUUCGAAUACAUGCGAAAAGGAGUAUUUGUAGACAAAGGAUCAGGCAAUGGCCGGCCCUGUAGAUUAACUUUUACAGUUUUGUUCUGUCCCAAACAAAGAAAGACAAAGAACAUUUGGGAGGGUCCCCAACAGUAUUCUGGACAAAAAUUUCUGCUUCUAAAAAUGGAAAGAAAUUCUGCUGAAGAGACAUGGGAAUAUUCUAACUUCCAUAAGGAGGAAGAGGAAGAGGAAGAAGAAGCAUUAUCGCUUUGUGAUUUGCCAGUAAAUUUGAUCAAAGCAGAGACCCAAUCAAGUAAAGAUGGUGCUCAAGAAACUGAGGCUAGUCAAGAAGAUUUCGAUUUCGUCCCCUGGGGUGGCUCUCUUUCUACAAGUUCAGAAAUGUGCGCAGCUGAUGAUAUAUUCUUUCAGGGCCAAAUUCUCCCAUUUCGUCUAUCAGUCAGUUCUGAAAGUGGUCUUAACAAGUUAAGGCAGGACAGCUUGAACCCAAGCCGAAGCUUAUCAAGGUCAGAAUCCAUGGACCGCGGUUCAAUAGGAGGGUUCACAAGUUUCAGCAGCAGAAGCAGUAGCAGCAGAAGCCAAUUCUCAUCAAGUAGCACCAGCUCUCUCACUACCAGCACAAGAAUUUCAAAGCCAAGAAUCCAAAAUCAGUUACACACCCACCCAAGUCCCAAGCCCCAAAUCAGACUUUCCAGCACCUCACUGGGAAAUGCUGGCAGUAACAGGAACAGAAAAUCAACAAUAUGGGAUUUUUUUAGAUUGGGUUUGGUCCGUACACCAGAAAUUGAAUUGCAAGAUCUCAAGGUUCGUACAUCCGUUAGUAGAAACAGCAGUUCAAGUAGCAGUAACAGCAACUCCAGCAUCAGAAUUAGUAGUAACAGUAGAGGCAGAAUCAGUAGCAGCAAAAGCCAAAGCCAAGGGGAGAACAUGGAGAAACAGAGAAAACAGAGUUUCUUGGAGAAAAGAUCAGGAGGGUUAUUAAGUGGGUGUAGUUGUACAGCUAGCGCAGUGAAAUCAGUUCCAUUAAACAUAAUCAUCAUUAAAAGCAGUAAUAGUGGCGGAAAUAGCAAUAACGACAAAAGCAAAGAAAAAGACUCAGCAGAGGAUAUGCCACAAGAAUUAAAGAUAAAGUAUAAGAACAAAGUGGUGGAAAAGCAGCAGCAGCAGAAGCUAAAACAGCAGGGAAAGCAAGCAAUGUCAAGUCGUCGAACGUUUGAGUGGAUAAAGGAGCUUUCACAUGCGAGCUUUCUUGUUGAUCAUGAGGAGGAGGGCCUAGACUCGUGAAUAAUGAACAAUCUCUCCGCAUGCUUUGUAUUCUUUUUUUUUUAUUACCAUUAUCUUGUUUUUUCUUGCACCCUCUUUCUUUUCUUAUUCUUUUUUGAGUUCUUUUUCCUCGUCAAUUUGAAUCAAGUAAUUUGAUAUUAUAAUAAUGUUAUAAUCACUGAUUUCCAGAA